Messenger RNA from Chaetomium strumarium, 2486 nucleotides. RefSeq lists its product as uncharacterized. NCBI's taxonomy places the organism in Eukaryota, Fungi, Ascomycota, Sordariomycetes, Sordariales, Chaetomiaceae. The record is from RefSeq and is a predicted model, not a curated record. Bases 1 to 2007 code for a protein of 668 amino acids. The transcript has 4 exons.
AUGGUCCGGCUCAGUGUUCUGUCCGUUGUUGCGUGGGCCGCGAGCCUCGCUCUCGCAUCCUACAGCCCGGCGCCGCUGGUGGGGAUCCGGACACGGAACCUCCCCGGCACAUCGGACGAGGACACGAUCCACUUGCUACUGCGCCGCCUCGCGGAAGUGGCGCACGAGAAAAGAGAGACCGUCUUCAAGAACAGCACGACCCUCGAGGGGAGCUGGAACGAGGCAAUCCUAUUCAGCCAAGAAAUCCCCCUCAACAGCAGCGUUGAAGAACUAGAGGCUGCCAUCAGCGUCGAGGUGAAAUGCUCCACCUGCUACUUCAAAGCCGGGGCCACGGCAGAGCUGAACAUCACCGGAUCCUUCGACUUGGGCAAUGCGACCCAGAACAUCACAGCACAGAUCGGCGAAGAGCUCAAGAACCUGACCGACACGUCGGUCGCCGCCAUCAAGACGAUCGCGGACCAGGUCUGGGACGAGCUCGGCGAUCUUGUCGACGGCGAUCUCAGCACCAAGUUCAGCUUCGAAGAGGCCUUCAGCUUCGACAAUGUGACCAUCGACACCGACAUUGACAUUGUGCUUCCUCCGCUUCCGGAAGUCCAGCUGCUGUUCCAGAUCGACUACUUGGACCUGUACGUCGCCAUCGACACGACAAUUGCUGCCGAGGCCACCUUGACGCUGCCGCUGUUCAAAACCCCGGUGAAUACACCGUUCGGACCGCUCGGAAUAUCGAUCAGCCCGGACCUGGAGAUUGGCAUCUUCGUGACGAUCGACUUGAUCCUCAGCGUGGAGGGCGAAAUCAGCCUCCGUUCGGGGUUUCAUCUCCUCGUUGAAGAGCCCAUCGGCUUCAAGAUUGCCAUGUUCAGCAGCGACGUAUCCGACGUCAUCUUCAACGGCGGGAAGUUCGAGUUCCUCCCCGUCACCAUCCUCAGCGGCGAAGUCGCGCUCAAGGGCGUCCUCCGCGUCGGCAUGCACGCGGGGUUCGACAUCAGCAGCGACAAGCUCCUGGUCGGCAACCCGUUCGACAAGACGGAAUGGACGGUCACGGCAGGCGUCGAAGUGGGCGUGUUCGCGCACGUGGCCGAGUUCCUGACCAACAUCACGGGCGGCGCCGAGCAGGCGGCGGCGGCCGAGGAGAAGGGCUGCGCCGUCCGGGUCGUGCAGGAGUACACGCUCGCGUUGGGUGCCGUCGCUGGCGCCACGCUCGCCGUGGCCGACCACACCUGGGCCGAGUCGCCCGCCACCACGGUGCCCAUCUUCUACACCACCCUCGCCGACGUCUGCGCCGUCACCGUCACCACAACCACAACGACCCCUUCCACCACCCUCCUCCUUCCACCCUCCUCGCCCACCGGUGUCGCCGCGCGCCAAGCACCACCCAACACCGACCUCACAACAACCACCAUCUCCACCAGGGCCCUCUUCACCGCCACAUCCUGCCUCUCCCCGGGUCUCAUCCUCUGCCCGCAGUCCCUGCAAACCACCUCCGUGCAGACCAAGACCCUGGCACUCGUCACGGCCGUGCCUGCGGGCGUCGAAGCCACCUUCCCGCAGACUACGGCGCCCACGGUGGCCAGCACCAUCCCCUUCGGCAAGGCGGCUAACACGCUGACCGCCACCUCUGGGUCGCCUGUUAGCUACGUGGCCCCGCCCCCGCCUCCGUCAAGCUCGCCGUCGGCGUCGGCGAGCGGGAAGGGGGGGAUUGGUGGGGUUGUGGAUGACAUUGGGGAGGUUUUUGACGGUGAGACUGGGGGCGUGUCGAAUAAGUUGAUUAUUGGGCUUAGUGUGGGGUUGGGGGUGCCGUUUGUGCUGGCGGUGAUUUCUGGGUUAGUGUACUGGCUCAGACGCAGGAGGUACACGCCUGUGCCCAAGUCGGAUAUGACGGCGGUGGAGUAUACUGGGGGACUUGGAGGAGCAGGAGGGGCAGGCGGAGCGUAUGACAGUCCCAUGGCGGCGGAGCGGGAGGGGAUGCUGAAGAAGGGCCCUGCUGUUACCAUUACGGUGCAGCAUUGAGGCAUGCCUGUGUACUUUGUGGAGGAGUGUGAUUAUGAUCAUUUUGGGAUCUUACGAUGGGAUCAUGGGUUGGUUAGGUAGCCUUGGAUUCCCAGAUGCACUGGUUGAAGGAUGAUGGCUCUGGGUUGGAUCAGGCUCGGUAUUGUGAUUCCCCUUGUUCGUUAGGUUGGUUCCGCGCGCCAUGCCGUUUGAGGGUCUGGCUUUCUUUCAAUGAAUCAGCCAUUAUGGCCGUGUUGAAGCAAGAUAGGCCUGUUCCCUGGCUCGAUUUGUGGCUCGGUCCAAUGAAGGGCCAUUGAGCGGCGCACGAAGGUGAUAGUAUGACAUAGCCAAGCCACACAUCCAGUCUUUGAGCCCUGAUAGCAUUUCACUUGUAUGAGCCGGAGCGGAGUGCCUUCUGCAAAUCGGCGGAUCUGCAUUGUCGGCGGGACGUUUGUAUCGGAUAUGGUGGAAUAGAAAGCCGGAACCGCCUUCGCACAGCC